AUGACUUGGAGCUAUUCGGCUUGGAUUGGAUGCAGUGUUGGCACUAGCGUUGGCAUUUUUGUUUUAACACUUGCUGUCUUGUUAAUCCUACUAUAUGAAAACGAUACUGUAUUCUACAGUAUUGUCGCUCAACUUCUUAAUAUAGAACGUUGCUUCAUCGACGCCCAUCAUAUCAUCGUUCGCAAAGAUGAAAAACUUAAUUUAUCUACAGACGUUAUUCAAAAUUAUGCAAUCACUUUAUGGUCACAAGGCCAACAACUUCGUGAAGCCGUUACUGGUACAACAGGUAAUGACUUAGACUCAACAUUAUCGGGCGAUGAGCAAUCUAAAAGCCAAAACUCUGAAGAAGAUUCGAAGAGUGCUGGUGUGAAGAAUAAUGAGAAUGCAACCAACAUAUCGGCGUUAACGAAGCAAGAAAUAUCUCUAGAGUCUGAGUCGCCUUCCGAACAUGUGCGAGAAGUAUUGAAUGUUUAUGGGAGAUAUAUAUCUGUGCACAAAAAAGCUACCUUAAUUUUCUUAAUGACCUUAACAACAAUUAUCAUUACCGGUGCUCUCAUAGCUGCUUUCAACUCCCUUUUCUUAACUACAUCAAGUGUUUAUGAAGAUGGCCCGUGUCCGUCUAUUGGUCCAAUGGAGUGUUUUUGUGGUAACAAUUAUACAUAUUUUUCAUGUGAUACAGGACAAACUGCCUCUUUUCCAAUCGAUGUUCAUUCGGGAGCAUGUUUUCGUUGGAUUGCGCGUGAUUUAACGACAUCCGAUGUUACGACGCAACUAGGUGUUACAGCAGGAUUAUUGGUUGCUUUCGGCAGUAUGGCUGAAGCUAUAAUACGAAUAUACCUGCUUGCAUUUAACAAACGUUUGGGUAUCGCCACUGGCAUACAUCGUAUAGCUGCUAAGACAAUCGGUAUUAAUAAAGAUACUGCUCGAACCAAAUGCUGUUGCUGUAAUUUAUGUUGUCAUUGCAGUGCUUGUAAUUUAAGGCUUUUCAAGAAUCCUGCUGCUGUGAUAGUUGUAACUGGAAUUUACUUUGUGAUACCGAUUCUAAUGAUUCCAGGCGUAAUUCUGCUAUACUAUUAUCAAUUAAGCGUAACCUCACUAACAUUCGUUGUUCUCAUCGUUGUAGCGACACUUUGUAUACUAUCCAUAGUAUGGAUAAUGGUGCAGGAGACUGAAGCAAGUUCUAAUAUCGCAGGCGGAUGGGAAGAUGCGGGAAAACUCCUUCAAACUGUUAGAGCGAACUAUAAAUAUAUAACAAAAGGAGGAAUAACAUCGUCCAGAAACCCCAUAGCUUCUCACAAGUAG
Messenger RNA from Adineta steineri, 1302 nucleotides. Lineage: Eukaryota; Metazoa; Rotifera; Eurotatoria; Adinetida; Adinetidae. The record is from the annotation of a GenBank genome assembly.